This is a messenger RNA of Eucalyptus grandis, 2635 nucleotides long. RefSeq lists its product as uncharacterized. Bases 329 to 1024 code for a protein of 231 amino acids. The record is from RefSeq and is a predicted model, not a curated record. NCBI's taxonomy places the organism in Eukaryota, Viridiplantae, Streptophyta, Magnoliopsida, Myrtales, Myrtaceae. The transcript is spliced from 3 exons.
UCGUCUUCCCCGUUCGGAGUUCCCCCCCCCUGCGAGAUUCGCGGUCAGUUCGCAACACUGACAUGCCGCCGAUUCUCUCAACAUCGCUCCGUCCGCAUUGCUCGAAACCGCCGUCCCUCCCACUCCCUCCCCCGCGCUAGUCCCCCUCCAUGCGCCGCAGCCCCGCCGUCGCGCCGCCGCUCUCCGUCUGCCCCUCCUCUCCCCCUCCGUCCGGAGAUUCCCGUUCCCCGCCGGGGCGGAGCAACGCCGCCCGCGGCUCGCGCGCUCGCGGCGGAGGACCGAUCGCGGCGCGGCGCGUGAAGCCCGAGAGCGGAUUCCGCCGGGGCAUAUGACGCGUUGUUGCUCCCUGGGAGCUCGAGUGCAGGAGUGGCUUCGCGAUUACGACAGGCUCCAGAGCUUCGUCGUCAUCCUCAUCUACGUCCAGAUUGCUUGCGCGCUUAUCGGAUCUCUGGGGGCAUUGUAUAAUGGAGUGUUGCUCAUCAAUUUGGCGAUUGCGCUCUUCGCGCUUGUGGCGAUUGAGAGUAGCAGCCAGAGCCUGGGUCGGACCUACGCCGUGCUCCUCUUCUGCGCCAUCCUCCUUGAUGUCUUCUGGUUCAUCCUUUUCACUCACGAUAUAUGGAACAUCUCAUCUGAAAGUUAUGGCGUGUUUGUAAUCUUUUCAGUGAGGCUUACCCUGGCAAUGCAAAUUGUUGGGUUUUCUGUGAGGCUAUCAUCCUCAUUCAUAUGGAUCCAGAUUUACAGGCUAGGGGUUUCAUCUUCACUAUGCGUGGCUUCUCAAGAACCAGAUUUUGAUUUGAGAAAUAGCUUUCUAAGUCCUGCGGCUCCUACAGCAGUUGGGCGAUCCUCAGAUUCUGACGAUGUCUUAGGAGGCUCCAUUUACAAUCCUGCUUAUUUUUCAUCUCUUUUUGAAGAUAGGCGAGACAAUGGAUGCUCACAUGGGGUGAAGUGUUUUUCAACAAACUUUGUUGUUUGUUUAUCUCUCUUAUCACAUGCGCACUCUCUCUGCAUGGAUGCUUUUAUCUGAGAUGUCUGUUGCAUUUCAUCUGGAUCGACAAAGCCUGUUUGUGCAUGAAGUUGAAGUUUUUGAUGACUUCUUGCUUUCCUAAAGAAAUAUUUUGCCGGCUUGGAAAAAAUUUUAUGCUUAUGCUUAGAAAUCUCUAUGAUGUAUCUUCCAUCUACGGGAAUGCUCUUAAUCUGUUAUUCUUGAUGACAUGUUGUACUGGAUUGUCAAUGUUUGUUCGUGCACCUUUUUUUUUUUUUUUUUUUUUUUUAACAAUUAUUAUAAAGGGUUGUUUUCUACCUAUGAUAUUGUGGAUGUUCAUUAGAUUUUGUGACUGGCACUGUUGCUAAUGGAGCAGAAACUGUAAGAUGCCCCUGUAAAUCAUGUCUCUACACAUCUCUAGUCACUGAACUCUCUCUAUGGGUUUUUCAUAGUUCUGGUUCUGGAGUGAUCAGUAUGCUCAAUGUAGUUUGAGAUGUGGAUUUUUUUGUGGAAUUGUCUUAAUGACUGCUUUUUUACCAUAUUGUCAACCGCCUGCGUUGUCAGCCUGACGUCGUCUUGUAACUGUGUAUGUGCGGGUGCGCAUGUGCAUGCCUGUGUGUUUGUGAACCUAGUAUUCCUCUUGUUGUAAUCUCUUACCACAGUUUACACAUUUGAAGGAUGGAAAUUAUUGUAACUCAGCCAUGAUUAUUUUAUUUUUAGUUCGGUACUUUGAAAGGUACAUAUAUGUUCAAAUAUUUUGUAAAUGAAGAUUUUUUUACAGGUUGAAAGUUUAACCGACAUGCCCCAGAAUGAUAGCUCAUUAACCAAGUCGUAACAUGCUCAGAGUUCGUUUAUCAGCUGUCACUCCCCCCAUAUCUUGACAUUCUCUGGGCUCGUUUGGUGCAGUCACACUGUGCAAAAGAGUGGUCUAAUUACCGAUUUGUAGCCAAAUUCCUUCCCAAAUGGAGGAUAGAACUCCAACUUAAGAUGACUCGACGUGCAUUUCUAUCCUGAAAUUCUGGGGGUCACAACGAAUUUGCUUUUGGAGCAAGAGCAGUUCUGGAGUUUAUGUUGAGUUGGAAAGACCAAGUACAGCAACAGGAUGCCUCACAAGCUUACUUGUUACACUCGGAUUGAUUGCGCACUGUGCUUUUUAUUCUCAUAGGCUGCACUUCUUGGAAGUGGAGGUGCCUUUCGCUGUUACAUAUCCAGCAACUUCUCCUCUUCAAUACGACCAUUGAUUUUCCUCAAAGAGAUCAGUUAUUGCUUCUUGUUCAUAAAAUUCUUUCUAUAUCUAGAACUGCGAGGAAGAACUUACAGGCUUGAGAUGUACCUUAAAAAAAUCACAGUGAAUUAGUUUCUUCAGUUUAAUAUUUUCUUUCAUGCAGGUCAGCAAGAUGCUACUUAGUUCUUGAGUCGGGGUCCAGUAAUGUGUCACGGCUAUGAAAUGCGACUACAGCCGAGGUUGCGUGUUAAAAGUUGGACGUGAGAAGAUUUCUUCCCCCCUUCACAAGUCUGACAUAGUUUCCUUGUAUGUGGAUGUACUAAGCUCAAUUAUGAAUGGCUGUGUCGUCCAUGGUCGGAAACAAAUUUGCCCUUGAACAAGCUUGAUGGAUUGUCUUGAUGUUAUCUAAGAAGCUAAUGCUGGUGGAA